Phyllotreta striolata is the source of this 372-nucleotide messenger RNA. NCBI's taxonomy places the organism in Eukaryota, Metazoa, Arthropoda, Insecta, Coleoptera, Chrysomelidae. The record is from the annotation of a GenBank genome assembly.
AUGAGCACUCCCCAAACAUACAAGCCGUCUGAAGGCAAACGAGAGGAAUUCCGCAAAUACCUCGAAAAAGCCGGUAUCAUGGAUGCUCUAACUAAGGUUCUAGUCAACCUUUACGAAGAAGUCGAUAAACCCGAAGACGCUUUAAAUUACAUUAUCGAGAAGUUGUCUUUGCAAGCCGGCUUGGAGACGCACAAGCAGCUGACUGCCAAAUUGGACGAGGCCAACUCGAGCAUCAAGCAACUGCAAGACGAGAUCGAGGUGCUUAAAGCGGCAGCUGCCGAAAACGAAGACCCUGAAACGAAGUCCGUCCAUUCAGUGGCCAAGUCGGAGGCAGCGGAGUCUCCGGCCGGAGAGGAGCAGCCUGUGCAGUAA